CAGCAAUGUGAUACGUCCAUAUUUCAGGUUCCCUCCAGUCACCCCGUCAGUCAGCCUUCACCAUCGUUUCUCACACCAGCGGUCUGUCUACAAUGUCUGGAAACCAGGUAGCCGGAAAUCGAAAUAGCACUCCAGAGGUCAAUACUGCCUCCUCUCUCCGCCCACCUUCGACGAGGACCGUUGGUGCCGGACACCAUCUUCGAUCCUCAGCCGACAUGGCGGCUCUUUCUGCAUCCUCUCCUUCUAGCCGGAUCCGACCCUCGUCAGACUUCUACGGCCAGCAGAGCCAGGACUCGGGUAACAACGAGGGAGAUGCCCAGGACAAACUUGCACAGCAAUGGAUUGCCGAUAUCGAUCAAUACGAAACCACGCUUGAGGAGAUGGCUGCCGCCACCCUUGACCAAGAUUUCAAGGACGAGUUGAGUGCGAUCGAGCAGUGGUUCAGAGUCCUCAGCGAGGCCGAACGGACAGCAGCCCUCUAUGCUUUGCUUCAGCAAACCACCCAGGUCCAGGUUCGGUUCUUUAUACAGGUCCUCCAGCAAAUGGGAAAAAGCCACCCCAUGUCUGGAGUUCUCUCUCCCGCGAACUUCGACAAAGACCCCAUGUCAAACCGCCUAAGCGAUGCCAUGAGCAAGCUCAAUGUGGACUCUGCAAGAAAUUCAAUGGCCCGUCCGCCAGGCACAGUAACCACCAAGCGCUACUCAGGACUCGACGCGUCGACAAUCAAUGCCAUGUUUCCCGAUGCCGCGGCAGCUAUUGCUUCUGAAAAGGCGAAGUUCACACAACAGACUGGGAAUCCGCCCGCGUCGAAUCGAAACAGUGUCGCCUGCGAAGCCCGACCGGCGAUGGCGACACCAACCAUUGCAGCACCAACAAACUCUCACGAUUCAGGAAGUCAGUCCCAGGCAUCGGCCUGGAAUACUGGCGACAAUGCCAGGUCGCGGCCCAAGUCGGGUACCGGGCAAGGACAGGCUCCAAUGGGUCACUUCGUUCAGCCGCCCGCCUCCAGUGGCUUGAGAUCUCCCCAGGCCCAAAUCUCCAGCAACUCGAACACCAAAAGUAACAUCUUGACAGCUGGCGAUAAACCAUCAGACUUACCACUUCUGUCGCCUUACAAUCCAAGUGGAGGAAACUGGGCGUCGAUGGUGAACACUCCGCUAGUAGCCUCUUUCAAUACGACGGCUGCGAAUGCCAGUGCGAGUUCGGGAAAUGGUGGAAAAUCUGCCGGCAGCCAAGCUGACAUGCUUGCGAAUGCGACGGCGAUGAAACUAGCCGCACUCUCCACGGUUAACAACCGUUUUGCCUUGGAUGACGUACGAAAAUACCGACGGGCACGGUCCAACGAAGCGCCGGGCGCCCCAGGCCAGCCUGCUGUCCUUGGUAAUACCCCGACUGUCAGGAUACCGGGCACGAAUGUGGUCAUGAUCAACGAGCAUGGUCAGGUUCUUAGUCAAGAACAGAUGCUGAGUUUACAAGCCCAGCAGCAGACCGUGUCAUUCUCCGGUAACCGAUCUCGCCCUACCUCGCCAACGGUACCUAUCAAUCAUGGGUUCACCCACGUUCCCUUUGCGUCUCCUCAGAAUAAUGGAUUCCUGAGCGCAUAUGAUGCGCAAGGUUCGCUGUUGAAUAGCGGGAUACAGUCUCUGGCCGUUGCACAACUGGGGGCUGGCAGUCACGAGGGCUAUCUUUCCGACCACUCUGAUAUGGUACGCGGCCGGUCGCGGGGUCGCCGAGGCAGUUCGAAACCACCUGAAGAUCCGACCGACCCCACUUUGCUGCAGGACAUUCCCAGCUGGCUCCGAAGUCUGCGGUUGCAUAAGUACACCGAUAAUCUAAAAGAUACGAAGUGGACAGACCUGAUCGAGUUAGAUGAUAAGGCUCUCGAAGAACGCGGUGUGAAUGCACUUGGGGCACGUCGGAAAAUGCUCAAGGUCUUCGAGCAGGUCAAAGAGGCAAGGGCAGCAGGUAAAUUAUAAAAUGGACUUAUCCUAGGGUAUAUAUAUAGUAAAUAAGAUUCUAUGUCUGUAGUGAGCUUUCUUAUAAAAAUAUACAUAUUAUUUAUAU
Messenger RNA from Sodiomyces alkalinus F11, 2064 nucleotides. RefSeq names its product SAM domain-containing protein. Bases 93 to 1976 code for a protein of 627 amino acids. The record is from RefSeq and is a predicted model, not a curated record. The transcript is spliced from 3 exons. Gene Ontology annotation, biological process: regulation of mRNA stability; nuclear-transcribed mRNA poly(A) tail shortening. Gene Ontology annotation, molecular function: mRNA binding; protein binding; translation repressor activity. Lineage: Eukaryota; Fungi; Ascomycota; Sordariomycetes; Glomerellales; Plectosphaerellaceae. Gene Ontology annotation, cellular component: P-body.